AGCUAUAAAGUAAAUCGUGCUUAAAUUUUACAUAGACAAAGAUUCAGUUAUUGUGUAGUAUUAUACGUACAGAAGAAAAUUUUAUCUUGGUUUAGGUGUUAUUAUCAGACCGCCUUAACCAUCGCUCAUCCGUUCCGAAAAUUCAUGUGAUGCAAUCUUCCUCAAAGUGUAUUCUUGGAAAUAAGUAAAUGACCCGUGUCCAUAAAUUACUUUUUCUUUUGAGGUUGAAAUCAAAAUUAAUCAGUUUUGAUGAUGCUCGUACGACCUUAUGCAUACGAUUACAGUAUACUACGUAGCAUCGCACAUUAAAUGGCCUCAUAGCGAUACGAGCGACCCUGCUACAAUGAUUAUUUGCUUCUAAGGCACAAAACUUUCAACAUAUAACAUUAAUACAUCAGUAGUCUUUCUGUCUGUUUUCCUCGCACACGGCCAUAGAGUUCUCUUGUGGCAAACAUCGCAGUCAUAUAUUUAUAUCAGUCAUCGUUGCCCUAAGUGGAGCGUCACAAGGCGUAUAUAAUUUUUGGAAAAUUUCUUUAACUAACUAAGAUGUUUGGAUUAAUAUUGGUCGGAUGGAUAUUAAUUUUCGUUAAUGCAUUACGGGCGCAAGAUAUAACUUUUCCAAAUGAAACUACCAACACAAAUUUCGGGCAACAUGUACAACUCACAAACGAAUCAACUUCAUGUCCAUUGAACAUGAAGUUGUACUACAACGAGGAAGAGGAUAAUCAAUUCUGUGAUUGCGAUUUAGGAUUCAUCUAUUAUCCGCCAAACAAUUCCUGCUAUUUGCCAUACAGAAAGGGUCCCUGUUCGUCGAGAAAAUAUCUUAUACUCGGACAGGAUGAAGCGGUUGCAAGGUGUAAGAAAAAUCCUUGUCUAACGGAUGGACUUGUAAUGUUUAACGGUACUUGUCACGAGCUGGGGAAGUCUGGUACUGUUUGCAACGCCAGCAAGAUUCUUGGGGUCCAUAACGAUGCAUACAGCAUAGGAUGUAUUGAGAUUACAUUUCCAAACCGGAACAUAAUAUCGGCACCACUGAGAGCUUGUAGACCAGGAACACGUCGGGUGGCGAAUGGCACGUGCAGGACAAUUUUGUGAGAAAGGUCAAGAAUUGAUUUUUGUUAAAAAAAAAAGAAAAAUGUUUAACAGUCAAAUAGAUAGACACAUAUAGUGUUAUUUCCUCAAUAGGCUGUUCCUUCUCCAGGAGUCAAUUAAUUGUGACGAAUUAUUGUGAAAUAUCAAGACAGUCUGUAAUUUGAACAUAUAAAAGGUUAAAAAGUU
Molecule: messenger RNA, 1278 nt
Organism: Cephus cinctus (wheat stem sawfly)
Lineage: Eukaryota; Metazoa; Arthropoda; Insecta; Hymenoptera; Cephidae
Exons: 2
Coding region: 547-1095 (182 amino acids)
Source: RefSeq, a predicted model, not a curated record